CGUGCUGAUUCCAUGGAUCCCGAUUUCCCGACUGGCGACUUCUCGCGCCGUCUUCAGCAGAUGGGUAUUGCUCAGCCGAAUCCGACAUACUCUCCCUCGUCUACCGCCUCGUCGCAGCUUGGCCCUCAAGCUCCCCUAGGACCAUCGUUCGCCCCAAGCCGAAGCAACCCGACCCUCGUCGCCCUCGAAGCCCGACAGCGACUGCAGGACGAAGCGGAAGAGGAUUUCGCAGCGAUCGGCCGCGGCGUCGACGGAAGGCGGUUCCUCGACAUGAGGACUGUGGUGGAUGCUACGAAGCUGCGCGACCGUGGUGUCCCUGACAAGGACAUUGAGUCGAGGCUCAGGAUACAACCGGGGCUUCUGGGGAGGCUCGGU
Molecule: messenger RNA, 375 nt
Organism: Fusarium vanettenii 77-13-4
Lineage: Eukaryota; Fungi; Ascomycota; Sordariomycetes; Hypocreales; Nectriaceae
Exons: 1
Source: RefSeq, a predicted model, not a curated record